Molecule: messenger RNA, 576 nt
Organism: Oppiella nova
Lineage: Eukaryota; Metazoa; Arthropoda; Arachnida; Sarcoptiformes; Oppiidae
Source: the annotation of a GenBank genome assembly
AUGUUUUGAUGCAAAGAGACAUCAGUUUUGUAUUGAUUUGUGUGUCAUUUGGUGUGAAUUGCAGUCAAUUCAGUGGUAAUAGAGAUGUCAACUCAACCCAAAUAUAACGGCGAUUACUCGGCGGUCAACGUGGACAGUGGAAGCGAUGACAAUCUGGAGGAACAGAGCAGUGCCCAGACAUCCAGUGACCCGAAGAUCCAGAAACUGAAGCAACACGUGAGCGAAGUGUCAAACAUAAUGCAGCAGAACAUCGAUAAGAUGCUGGACAGGGGCUCGCGGUUAGACCAUCUCGAGGACAGGUCUGAGAUGCUGUCCAAUAGGGCGGACGAGUUCCGAGUGGGCGCUCGACGGGUGGCCCGAAGGAUGUGGUGGCAGAACAUGAGAGUCAAUAUAUUCAUCGGUGUUGUGGUCCUCGUUGUCAUCCUUAUUAUCGUUUUAUCGAUCACAGGAACCAAGUCUUGAGUAUCGAUCACAGGAACCAAAUCUUGAAUGACUGCACUCUUAAUCCGGAGAUUAGUUCACUAUUUCUAACCGAUUUUUAAAUAAAGUAUUGUUUAUUAAGAUGUUAUUAUCGAC